This is a messenger RNA of Sciurus carolinensis (gray squirrel), 2789 nucleotides long. It is a transcript of the gene Triap1, whose product is annotated as TP53 regulated inhibitor of apoptosis 1. NCBI's taxonomy places the organism in Eukaryota, Metazoa, Chordata, Mammalia, Rodentia, Sciuridae. The transcript is spliced from 2 exons. Bases 1615 to 1908 code for a protein of 97 amino acids. The record is from RefSeq and is a predicted model, not a curated record.
AUUUAUUUUAUUUUAUUUCUUAUUUUAAUGUUUAUAUAUUUAUUGGUACUAGGGCCACUGAGCCACAUCCCCAGCCUCUUAUUUUUUGAGACAAGGUCUGUCUUAAGUUGCCGAGUCUUGCCUAGAACUUGUGACCCCCCUGCCUUACUCUUCCAAGUAACUGAGAUUUCAGGCAAGCAUCACUCUGCCCAGCUAGUUAAAUUAUUUUGAAGAACAAAUAUUCCACUGCAUGAGGAUAUAUUUGUUAUUUAUUUAGGUGAUUUCUGGGUUUGGCUUGGUUUUGGGUGUUCUAAACAGUUUUGCAAUGGUCACUUGUGCAUUUUUCUUUCCUCCUUUUUUUUCCCCCCCUCUAGUACUGGGGAUUAAAUCCAGGGCCUCCCAAGUGCUCUACUUCUGAGCUAGACUCCCAACUCCUUGUGUCUGUAUCUUGAUGGUCUUUCACAUACUUUCCAUAAGGAAACACUGGGUCAGAAAAUAUGUACAUUUAAAUUUUUGAAACAGUAAUAACACUAAUCAAGUCGGAAAAUGAGCUCACAUUGUAAUAACAGACAUAAAUCAAUACAAAACAAAACGUGAAGAAAACAAGAGUUGGUGACUGAAAGGACACAGAAGUUGCAGCCCUGAGUAGAGAGAAUCGAGUGCCAAGAGGGAGAAUGCUAUGUAACAAUAUGGACGGGGACUGCAGGAAAAAGCAUCAGCAAAUGCAAAAAUCCUAGGGACCGAAUGAACUUGACUUAGUGGGGAAGCAAUUAAGAAAGCCAUUAUGCUGUACAAUCAGCGGCUCAGGAGGCUGAAGCAGGAGGCUCAGGAGUUCAAAGACCGCCUAAGCAAUUUAGCAAGGCCCUGUCUCAAAAAAUAAAGGGCUGGGCGUGCGGCUCAGUGGUUAAGCGCCCUUGCGUUUAAUCUGUAGUUCCCAAAACCAAAAAGUAAAGUGUGGCUGGGGGUACAGCGGGAAUAGUAUGUCAGAGUGGUUAGGCAAGGACUCUAAAGUAAGGCCUGAAAGGCGAUGAUUAACAAGCAGUUCGGCUUUUGUUCCUACGUAAACUGGGAGGACUCGUUGAUUCUAAACACGAUCCAUAAUGAACAAAGAGAAGAAUGAAACCACUUACCAGCGAGGUGACAUUGGGCAAAUUCCUAACCAUGCUACAGCUUUUUCGCCCCCUGAAACGGUACAUCAGUCGCCACCACAAACCGCUGCGAAGGGUCCACAGUGAGGGCUUUGGGAACCGCAAAAGCGACUUUACCUGUCUUCCAGUACCGACUCCAUGGGCUCCACCCCAUCGGUGUUCACCGCGCGGAGCCGGUCAGCAAAGGCGACGGCUUUCUCCAGCCGCACCACCGCCUCGCGGCUGCCGAAGUCCACCAGCGCUAGACGUUCCAGGUGCUCGAUCACCUCGGCCGUGAUCCGACCGCUUCCCUGGGGUAAAGGGGAUGUGGGUCGCGGAGAGGCCUACGCCGUCUGUCAGCCACCCACCUAGACGCUCAUGGCCUUUACCUGAGAAUCCGCCUGGCAGGUGAAGCCCCGGCGCCCGCCCAGCGGGGCCCGAAAAGCCAGCCACACCGCCCGUGCGCACAUUUCUUCCCUUUUCGGUCUCCGUAGUGAGGCCAAACGAAAUGCCGAGCGACGCGCCUAAGAGUGAUGACAUCAGAGUGCGCCUCGUCGCCUCCGCCAUAGCCAUGAACAGCGUCGGGGAGGCAUGCACCGACAUGAAGCGCGAGUACGACCAGUGCUUCAAUCGCUGGUUUGCCGAGAAGUUCCUCAAAGGAGACGGCUCCGGGGACCCGUGCACCGAUCUCUUCAAGCGCUACCAGCAGUGCGUUCAGAAAGCAAUAAAAGAGAAAGAGAUUCCUAUUGAAGGACUGGAGUUCAUGGGCCAUGGCAAAGAAAAGCCUGAAAACUCUUCUUGAUAUUGACUGUCACCUUGAAAAUGGAUUCCUAUAUCAGGAAAUUGAGGACUCUGGAUUUUGUCAACUAAGGCUGUGAAGAUAGCUGUGGGAUUCAAUGAAUUUAGGAGGGAGUUGUUUUAUUUCUUCUCUAUUGAUGUUUUCCUCUCACUUGUAAAAGAUGAUGAACCACCGCUCUGCUUUGAGAUGAUUUCUCACUUGAUCUGGCAUCUUCCAGAACCUCAGUGGGCUAAAACUGAACAGUUUCUCGGGAUUAUGGUUGCAAUACAUGAUCUAGAAUCAGCUUUAAAUAUAUCUUGUAUAUAAAUUAUUGAUAAACUAGUCAAGAUGAUCAGGGUUGCCUGACUUCUUGGUUUUUGCUGCAAAAGACAUUAGGUACAUUGUACUGGGGUCAUUGUUCAUGAAAGCAAUCAGUUAGGACCUCUUUUUUCUCUCAGGUAGCUAAUGCUUUAAAACGGGAUCCAGGCACAACAGUCUCAUCUAAUUUAUUUUUAUAUAGUAACUCACAAAGAUUGUUGGUGGCCUGGGUUAGCAAAGAGGAAGACAUUUUUUAGCAGACAAUUUCCUGCCUUCUUGUCCAAUUAAGACAUGAAGCUUCAAGAAUGUUAAAAUGAACACCAUUUCAGAAUUCACAGCAUAGUUCUGGAAUUACGUUACUUGGAGUUGCUGUGGCAAAAGAUCCCAAACCACAAAAGUUUGCUAUUGCCAAUUAUCAUCCCAAGUUAAUAAAUUAAGUCAACCUGCAUAUAAUAAAAAAGUCAAAAUGCUGCAUCUGGUUAAAUGGAGGGGAAAGGUGCUUGCUUUAUUUGCCUUGUUUGCCCACCCUGCCCUAUAAUGCCUGUAAUCAUGAUGGAAUAAAUUUUAACAUUUAAUUUUUAUCAUUA